Lytechinus pictus (painted urchin) is the source of this 2888-nucleotide messenger RNA. RefSeq names its product zinc transporter ZIP9-like. The record is from RefSeq and is a predicted model, not a curated record. Gene Ontology annotation, biological process: transmembrane transport; zinc ion transport. Lineage: Eukaryota; Metazoa; Echinodermata; Echinoidea; Temnopleuroida; Toxopneustidae. Bases 129 to 1121 code for a protein of 330 amino acids. The transcript has 7 exons. Gene Ontology annotation, cellular component: membrane. Gene Ontology annotation, molecular function: metal ion transmembrane transporter activity.
ACAGUUUUGGGCAGCGAGCUAGCUAGCCACGCACGCAAAUAACACACAAGCAAUAUUGCAUACAUUUUUAUGUGAAAAGCUGCGCUGGAACAAUUAAAGCAAGAUCACAACAUUCUACGGUACUCAACAUGGACGAAGAUAAAGGAGAAACAUGGGGUAUUAUACUACUUUCGCUUGCGAUGUUGAUCGGUUGUUACAUUGCUGGAUCAGUCCCUCUAUCCAUUACGAUGUCGGAGACUAAAACAAGACUGACCACUGUAAUUGGGGCAGGGCUUCUUGUCGGCACAUCAUUGGCUGUUAUCAUCCCAGAAGGAAUACAUUCACUCUUUGCAGAUGCAGCUCCUCAUAGUCACCAUGACGAAGCAAGAGCAGUACUAGUCGGCCCAGAAAACAAAGCAGACGGAGCUCAAGAAGUCAAUCACGAGGCAGCUGUUGACAACGCCCAUACCCACGCCCACUCCUCUGUCGAAGACCUCCACUCAUUGAUUGGUAUAGCAUUGGUAUUCGGUUUUGUUUUUAUGCUGUUGGUGGAUCAAAUAGGCGGUGGCCAUGGGCAUUCACAUUCACAGUUACCGGGUGAACUGGAAGCAACAAGUAGAACAGGAAGGAAGAGCAUAACCGCUACACUAGGUCUGGUGGUACAUGCCGCAGCUGACGGCAUUGCCAUGGGGGCAGCUGCUAGUGCAUCAAGGGCCGAUGUUCAAAUGAUUGUAUUUAUUGCUAUUAUGUUACAUAAGGCACCUGCUGCUUUUGGACUUGUCACAUUCCUUUUACAUGAAAACUAUGAGAGGAAUAGGAUACGAAAACAUCUUCUUAUCUUCUCAUUAGCCGCUCCAGUUAUGGCUAUAUUCACAUAUUUUAGCCUCAGCCAUGCCAGUAAAGAGGCGUUAUUAUCCGUCAAUGCAACAGGCCUAUCCAUGCUGUUCUCAGCAGGAACUUUCCUCUACGUAGCAACAGUACAUGUAUUACCCGAGAUAGCAGCACCUCGACCAUCCACCACCCCUGCCACGGACCCAGAGGGGGCGGUAGACGUCAGGCAAGGCUUCACUUGUGGGGAAUUAACAGCACUUGUACUCGGAUGCCUAGCACCCCUUGUUUUAGCCAUGGGACAUCAUCACUAGCUAAUUCAACUGGGAUUAUUAUUAUUUUUAUAUUAUUCUUUAAUAUUAUUUUUAAAUAGCUUUUUUCAAGUUGAGAGGGGGGAGAGGAGUGAUUCACAAUAAUCGUAUGUACAAUCUAAUAAAAAGGAUGUAAGCUAGCUUUUUAUAAGAUUGCUUUUGCUUACAUCCUUUUCAUACAGGUUUUUUCCCCAGACCAAAUUGUUUCAAAUGCUGGUUGUUAGGGGACAUAGCUCUGUUUUACAAGUGUCAUAAGUACACUAUGUUGACAUCCUGUCCGAAGGGAGGCAGUAUAGCUCAGUCGGUUAGAGCGCAUGUUUUGGAUAAGAUCGUAGAUCUCAACGUGAGGGGUUUGAGUCCCGCUCAUUCCAAAACGCAUUUAACAAAAAAUCCGAUGCUAUAGUGUUGUGUGUAAGCGUGCCUCACCACUGUAUUCAGUGCAGGUGUGAAUGCAGUUGGAAAAACACCCCGUCCAUCGGAAAGGACGCAAAUGUUGGUCCCGUGUAUAGGAGGGUUACAACCUAUGCAAGUAAAAACCAAUACACUAUUCUUCAAAGAGUAGGGUGUUCACCUGGUGCAUUGCACCUGCUGGUCCCAGCAAAAUUCAGGUCAAGUCAAUCUUGACAUUCAUAUGCCAUAAUCAAUAUUAUGAUUGUGGGCAUUAACGGAAAGACAAGACAGAAUAGGAUUAUUCCCAAUACCAGGCAUAUCAUGAGCAUGUCAGUGACUCUAUAUUUUAAUGAUUUUGAACAGUACAAGUUAGUUUUACUAUAAUUUUUAUGCUGUUCUUGGGCUUGAGAUCACCAACAUCAAACUUGAAAUCACUAUAUCCCCAAUCCCUUGAGGAAAUUACAUGCAGAUUGUCAACACAAGCCACAAUGGUUUAAAACACAAUUUGCAUUGAAAAUGGACAAAAAUCAUGUGUUAGAGCAAUAUAGGGGUUGACAUGCAUGUAUAUAACCAGGCAGUGUCGUAAUGGUCGGUCCGAAUUUGCAAAAAUGGCCUUUAAAAAGGCACAAGGCUUGAUAAUAAAAAGUCAGAAAUUUUUGGGGAGUAGCAUAUUUGCGAAUUUGUUAAGAGGGGUCAGUUGACCCACCCCACUCGUAAACUAAGGGUUAAAGCUGAGAAUAUCCUCUUUCAGUAGGGAUAUUUCUGGCAACAUUUUGUGGGUUUUGCCAUGCCUGGUCAUGAAUUCAGCAUUCUGUAGGUCAGUGACUCCAAGACGUUCUGAUCUGUUCAUGUGUAAUAGAAAUGUUUGUUUCACUCCUCCAAACCUUUGUCUGGUCAGAAAAUUUGGAGGUUGAUAUUUCAAAUGAGAAUAGUAUCAAAAUAAGCAUUCUGUAGGUCAGUGACACUGGGAGUUUCCGGCUGAGGGAGGAUGGAGCACAGAAUAGAGUAAAGUGGAGGGAGGGUGAUCUCUGUGAGUGCGAGGUGAAUCCGGUCACCUCUGCAAAGGAUUACGCCAGUUUUAAAACCUGUAUAACCGAUAGUAAUGUGCAAUAUACAUGUACUUUACUUUUAUUUAGCUUUGAAAAAUAACAAUUUAUUUCCUUGAAUACCUUGGGCAAAUUGUCAUGGUGGGGGGUAUUGCUUAUUUCAUGUAAUCAUGAUGAAAUUUAUAUAAUUUUGACUACAGUAUUUUGUUAGCUCUUGAUUUGAAAUCAUAUUUCAGCUCAGCUUUCAUUGUAUCAGUCACAUUCAAACUUUGGUUUUUGUUAUUGGCGAAUUAUGAUGUAUAAUUUAUUUGAAAUAUAAUUACUUGAAAUAUAA